GUCGCUGGACGCCAGUACUAAAUCUGGCCAUUGAUCAUGUGAUUUGCAUCACAUGACACCCGACGUAUACCCGGAAGACAGGCUGACACAUGAGCACAUAGUGUCAGUGAGCCACUACCUGUCAGUACAGAUGUUAUAACGGUCCUGAAGCUGCACGACGAACACAUUGAAGAGGACGAUGAGUGAGGAGCAUUACCUAGAGCUAUGCGAGAGCCCAGUCCAGUUCGAGCAUGCGUCCAGCGUCAACAACGUCUUCUUCGACGAAGCAAACAAGCAGGUGUUUGCAGUGCGUUCUGGGGGUGCAACCGGGGUUGUGGUUAAAGGCCCAGAUGACAAGAACUCCAUCGCCUUCAGAAUGGAUGACAAAGGGGAGGUCAAGUGCAUUAAGUUCUCCAUUGGAAAUAAAAUACUGGCUGUUCAAAGAACCUCCAAAUCUGUGGACUUCAUCAACUUCAUCCCAGAUUAUCCACACACUGAAUUCUCUCAGGAAUGCAAGAUGAAGAACGCCAGUGUUCUGGGCUUCUGUUGGACCAACUGGAAUGAGAUCGUCUUCAUCACAGACCAAGGCAUUGAGCUGUACCAGGUGUUCCCAGACAAGCGCAGCGUGAAGCUAAUAAAGAGCCAGAGCCUCAGUGUGAACUGGUACCAGUACUGCCCCGAGACGGCCGUGCUGCUGCUUUCCACCUCCGGGCAGGGCAACGUGCUGCAGCCCUUCGUCUUCAGGAAUGGGACAUUGUCCAAAAUGACCAAGUUUGAGAUCGAGCUGCCGGUCGUCCCAAAGCCCGCAAAACUCAGUCUGUCGGAGAGAGACAUCGCUAUGGCAACCAUUUAUGGGCAGCUCUACGUGAUGUACCUCAAGCACCACUCCAGGACCGCCAACAGUCCCAGUGCUGAGGUGGUGCUAUACCAUCUACCACGAGAAGGGCUGUGUAAGAAGAGCCAUGUGUUGAAGCUCAACACCACUGGGAAGUUUGCUCUGAAUAUCGUGGACAACUUGGUGGUUGUGCACCACCAGAGCACACAGACCUCUUUAAUCUACGAUAUCCACCUCAGAGAGCCAGACUGUGCCCUCAACACACACCAACCUGUCCUUCCUGCCCGGUCCAUACACCCCUACCGGAUACCACUGACGGGUCCAGUGGUAGUUCCCUCUCAGCCUCCGGUCCCUUGCCAACUCUACUCUUCCUCCUGGAGUGUGUUUCAACCAGAUAUCAUCAUCAGUGCAAGUGAAGGCUACCUGUGGUACCUGCAGGUGAAGCUGCCCCCCACAGUCCACCUGCAGCAGGACAAAGGCAAGCUCAUGGACUUCCUGUUGCGCCGGCGAGACUGCAAAAUGGUCAUCCUCUCCGUCUGCUCCCAGAUCCUGGAAGGAGGAGAAAGAGGCAGUCUCCCCGUCGUGGCCACGGUCUUUGACAAGCUCAACCAGGUGUACAAGGAGUACCUGGAGGCGGAGCAGAUGUACACGCUGGCCAUGGAGUCUGGGCCGAGUCGGAACAGCGCCGCCCAGAAGAGACCUGUCAGAACCCAGGCGGUCAUCGAUCAGUCAGACAUGUACACACACGUCCUGUCUUCGUUCACAGAGAGAAAGGGCGUUUGCCAUAAGUUCAUCAUUGCGGUGCUGAUGGAGUACAUCCGGUCCCUGAACCAGUCCCAGAUCACCGUGCAGCACUACCUGUAUGAGCUGGUGAUCAAGACGUUGGUUCAACACAACCGCUUCUACAUGCUGCAUCAGUUCCUCCAGUACCACGUCCUCAGCGACUCCAAACCACUGGCUUGUUUACUUCUGUCGUUGGAGAGUACCUACCCCCCCGCCCACCAGCUCUCCCUGGACAUGCUGAAGCGGUUGUCCACAGCUAACGAUGAGAUCGUGGAGGUGCUGUUGUCUAAGCAGCAGGUGCUGGGAGCCCUGAGGUUCAUCCGCAGCGUGGGUAGUCAUGACAACGUGUCGGCCAGGAAGUUCCUGGACGCGGCGCAGCAGACCAGUGACCGGAUGCUGUUCUACACCGUCUUCAGGUCCUUCCAGCAGAGGAACCAGCGGCUCAGAGGAAACCCCGCCUUCAACCCUGGAGAACACUGUGAGGAACACGUGGUCCACUUCAAGCAGCUGUUUGGAGAGCAAUCCCUGAUGAAAGCUGCUACUGUCUGAAUGAGAGGAGAUGUGCACUACAGACUGUACUAGACCAUGAUGUAGCGUGGAGCACAUCUCAUAUCAAACUUUGUGGACAAGAGAUGAAAUGAUCUGGAUUCAACUGGACUGGAUUCAACACACAUGUGUUGUCUCUCUGCGAUGCCUCUGUUUCACCUGAUCUGUGUUGGAACACAUUGAUAUAACUCCACGCAGAGCUGGAGGAGGUCUGACCCCCUCUGACCUUUAUUCUAAAUGAUAAAAGUUUCAAAGGAAUCUGAAAUCUGUCUGUUCCUCAUGUGGGACCAUUUGGCAGAUCUCUCUGAGGUAAACCAAACACAAGGAGGUGUAUUAUGUUAAACGUUGUAGAAACACCAAACCAAUUUGUAUAAUUCUGUUUCUUUCACUGUUUGUGAUUGACAAAAGGAUUUAAAAUAAAUAACAUAUCACACCGAAGUA
Gadus macrocephalus (Pacific cod) is the source of this 2584-nucleotide messenger RNA. RefSeq names its product regulator of MON1-CCZ1 (gene rmc1). NCBI's taxonomy places the organism in Eukaryota, Metazoa, Chordata, Actinopteri, Gadiformes, Gadidae. Gene Ontology annotation, biological process: regulation of autophagy. Gene Ontology annotation, cellular component: Mon1-Ccz1 complex; late endosome membrane; lysosomal membrane. The coding region runs from base 179 to 2146 and encodes 655 amino acids. The record is from RefSeq and is a predicted model, not a curated record. The transcript has 21 exons.